Molecule: messenger RNA, 1370 nt
Organism: Rhagoletis pomonella (apple maggot)
Lineage: Eukaryota; Metazoa; Arthropoda; Insecta; Diptera; Tephritidae
Exons: 1
Coding region: 218-946 (242 amino acids)
Source: RefSeq, a predicted model, not a curated record
UUACUUGUUGUUAAACAAAAGGCGGUGCAGGUUUUUUUUCGUUUGUAUUGUUAGUAUAUGUAAUCUGCAGUCUUUUUGUUGAGGUGGAUCUUCGCUGAGAUUGCAAAUUGAAGAAUUCAGAAAACGUGUCAAAACUACUCCCAUCAACAGUUGGAAACUAGCUAAAAUUGAAACAAACUCAUCACCAAGUACUCUAACCACAGAAUAUUUGGAGGAAAUGGGUAUUGGUAUGCUUGACUCGGAAGAGAGCUCAUCAUCUGCGGCUUCAUCAAUUGCUCUUGUUCUGAGUGCAAGUGCAGAUGAAAAUUCGAAUGGGGUUACUCCAAAUUUGGAUGCACCAAAGAUGUGUCACAAUCGUAUUGCUUCCUACCGACAUUUGGACAGUACGCUAGACAGUACGCUUAGCAGUGAAAAUAAUACAAUAAUAGGUAGCCCCAACAUCAGCCAUAUUGGACCCGAGUGUAGUAAUGCAAAUCAUCAACAUUGCAAUAAUAAUAACAAGAAUACAUUAGACUCCUUUGGUGACGAAAGCAAACAAACGUUGCUGCUGCAACAAUGUCAAUCUAAAAAUGUAGAUAAAGUAUUACCUCAAUAUAGGAAAGUCGCUAUACUUGGUGUGGGUGCAGGCAGUAGUUCGUCGUCCGCGUCUGCAUUACAACCAAAUGUUACAAAUUCGAAUUCCAACUCGCCUUCAGCAGGCAGAAGCACACGUAGUCCGUUGGCUACAGUUUCUGGCAACAACCAUAAUCGAACAGUAAGAAAUGCUUCACAGCAUGAGAGCAUAGGAGGUAGUUCUCACAUUCGUCUCCAGGAAUAUGUUCAGGAAUCCGAGUCAUGUGGCCCAAUGUCUCGUAUUCAGACAAGACCCUAUUGUAUUCUGUUUGUAAAGGUGGAUCCUUUGCUAAACGCGUUUCACUUCGAAAAAAUUGUGAGCAAGCGAUCUUAAGUGACGGACCUAAUCGUACGUUAUUUGGAAAAUCCUGUUUGAACGGCAGUGACACAAUAUAUUUGCCUGCUUUAUUCCGUUUAGUAGUGCUUUUAUAAAGUUCCUCGCAAUAGGUUUCAUCUUUGUUGUAGGUCUUAUUUCUUGGGAUAUCUUCCAAUUCCCAAAAGGACGCUAAGCGUUUGUCUAAAUUUAUUUCGCUAAAAAAUGAUACGCACUUAUUCGCUGGGGUACUUGUGUCAGUUUGACCGGUGAGAAUCCAGCCGAAGACGGUUUCCUGAGCAAGAAGAGUUCCCAGUACGUCUUUCCUUAUACCGCCUAGCAUUAUUUGUGCGUAAAUGUCUCCACCGAGGACAAGAUCAACUUGCUCACUUACAAAAAAUCUCUUGUCUGCUAAAACUAACUCUGGAAACGCUUGCUUAGUCCU